This is a messenger RNA of Puccinia graminis f. sp. tritici CRL 75-36-700-3, 2422 nucleotides long. RefSeq lists its product as uncharacterized. Gene Ontology annotation, molecular function: tripeptidyl-peptidase activity; serine-type endopeptidase activity. Lineage: Eukaryota; Fungi; Basidiomycota; Pucciniomycetes; Pucciniales; Pucciniaceae. The coding region runs from base 241 to 2229 and encodes 662 amino acids. The transcript has 12 exons. The record is from RefSeq and is a predicted model, not a curated record. Gene Ontology annotation, biological process: proteolysis.
UCUGUAAGAGAAGGCCAUAGCCCCAGGAAAGAACGAUAAUAUAACCAUUCUCUCAGCGUAGGAUGAGCUCCCAAAGAGACCUUGAAAUACUCCCUUGAUCAAAUUCUGUCAUUUUCUCAACACAAAUCAUCACCUUGACAUCCUUAUACGAAGCUCUCUGUUAUCUUUCCUUCCUUUAGACCUUUUCUAUACAGACCUUUCUAUACUAUUUUGUCACCCGAAGGCCCGACAUAUAUAUACAUGAUGGCCAUCAACUCUGCCUCCUUUGUGGCUUUGUCGUAUCUCUUCUCACUCCUUAUGGCCUUCCCCAUGCCAGAUUCCCCUCAGACUUCAUCAUCGGGCUUUCGACUAUUCGAGGCUCAUCAGGCCCCAAGAUCAUUCACCAAAAGGGAGAUCCCUCAGUCACACAAGCACACCCUUAACUUGAAGAUCGCCCUGAAGAGUGGCGGCAUGGACCUUAUCAAGAAGAGGCUCGUCGAAACUUCCGACCCCGAGAGCUCGUCCUACGGCAGGCACUUGACGUUUGAAGAAAUUAGGGAUCUGUCUGCGCCUAGUAGCUCUUCACUCGAGGCGAUCGUCAAGUGGCUCUCAUCUCAUGGGUUUGAUGAAUCAGCAAUGGACUGGAGCCAUAGUAAAGAUUGGGUUUCCCUCAACCAAGUCCCACUACAGAAAGCAGAAGAGAUGCUCGAUACGACCUAUUUUUAUUACCAGCACGAUGAUGGGGAGAUGCUUUUGAGGACCGAACGCUACAGCCUGCCUGAAGAAAUUCACUCCCAUGUUGAACUGAUUCAACCCACUACUAUGUUUGGAAGGUUAGCGCCGAAGAGGUCGAUGUUCACGAGCGAAAUGUCAAACCAACGCAAACACAAAUCCAUUGCGAGGAUUCGUAAUAACAGAAGAACCUUUCCAAUCUUUAAUACCCCGGCGCCAGCUCAGACAGCAGUCAAUACUACAGCCUGCAAAGAUCCGGCGAGCGUCACAAACGCCUGCCUACGCGAAUUAUAUCAAACCGACUCUUAUCGGCUUCAGACCCAAGGGAAUGCCAACAGGAUCGGCGUGACCGCGUACAUUGGAGAAAGGGCUAAUUACGAAGACUUGAAAGACUUCUUGAUGAAUGAAGGUCUUCCUACUACUAAUAACUUCACCGUCGUCUCUGUCAAUGGAGGCCUUAAUCCUCAGACUCAUACCGUCGACGAGCUCGCGCGUCAUGUGGGUGUUGAGGGAAAUUUGGAUAUUCAAACCACGAUGGGUUUCACUGCCCCGAUGCCCAACAUUUUCUACACCACCGCUGGCUCGCCGCCUUUCCAAGCCGACUUGUUCACGCCUACCAACAGCAAUGAACCUUACCUCGACUGGCUUCUUUACAUCGCCUCUCAACCAGACUCAGCCGUGCCUCAAGUGAUCUCAACAUCUUAUGGUGAUGACGAACAAACUGUGCCCGCGAAUUAUGCCAAGCGAGUCUGCGACCAACUUGCCGCAUUGACUGCUCGAGGAGUGUCUUUGAUCUUUUCCAGUGGUGACGAUGGGGUUGGUCAAGCGGGCACAUGUCUCUCAAAUGACGGAAAGAAUACACCUAGAUUUAUGCCUAUUUUCCCAGCCACUUGCCCAUAUGUCACUUCCGUUGGAGCUACGCAAAGAUUUCACCCCGAGGAAGCCGUCUCAGUAGAUGGGCCUGGAGGAUUUCCGAGUGGAGGCGGCUUUUCCGAAUACUUUGACAGACCUCAAUACCAAUCUCAACAGGUCCAGACCUAUCUCAACCUACUUGGCUCAAACUACACCGGAUUGUAUAAUCCUAAAGGGCGAGGAGUUCCAGACGUUUCUGCCCAGGGGGCGAAGUAUCUGAUGACUUGGCAAAAACUGCACGUACAUGUCGGUGGUUCCUCCGCUGCUGCCCCAACUUUUGCGUCCGUGAUCGCUCUUUUGAAUGAUAAUCGGAUUGCGCGUGGGAUGCCCGCCCUCGGAUUUUUGAACCCGUGGCUAUACUCCCAAGGAUACAAGGCGUUGAACGACAUCGUGAUUGGGAGCUCAAGUGGCUGUGGUACCACUGGUUUUGCCGCUGCGAAGGGGUGGGACCCUGUUACCGGGCUUGGGACACCGAAUUUCCCAGCGAUGCUACGCGCGAUGCCGGCCCAGGACACGCUAUCUUCUCGCCCCGACCCCACCUACUGCAAGUCUAGCAUCAUGAGCAUGGUCAAUUGCCACUUAGGCUGGAGGGUUCCUGGUUUCUAGUAGAGGCUCGACAGCUGCAUACCUCCAAAUUUUUUAUUUUUCUAUUCACUUGGACAGUUUAACAGUAAACAAACUUAUUUAUGCUCCUGAAAACGGACUUACUUUGCUUUGUAUCUUUUAAUGUUUUGGAUGAUUACAUUAUUUUAAUUUACUUUAUCUGAACAUUGUGUUCCCAAGCUCGGACAGCUUCAUG